AUGCUCGCCGCCGCGCCUCGAUGUGUUCCCGCGCGCGCGCGUGGGCGCGUCGCCCGCGACGGUCGACGACGCGCCUGGUCGACGACACGCGCGUCGACGACGCCAUGCGCCAAGGGCAAGGGUGCGCCCGCGGACGCGAGCUCGAACGACGUCGACCCCGAAGAGAUCGAACUGGACGCCAUGGAACGCAUGGAGAAGACCAUGGACGCGAUCGCGAACGAUUUCUCCACCGUGCGCACGGGAAGAGCGAACGCGAGCGUGUUGGAUCGCAUCGAGGUUGAUUACUACGGCGCGGCGACGCCGCUGAAGACGAUCGCGAACGCGUCGACGCCGGACGCGCAAACGAUCGUGAUUCAACCGUUCGAUAAGGGUGCGAUUAAAGAUAUUGAACGAGCGAUCAAUGAGAGCGAUCUCGGGAUGACGCCGUCGAACGAUGGGAACGUGAUUCGCUUGAACGUACCGACGCUCACGGAGGAGCGAAGGAAAGAGUUGGCCAAGCUCGUGAGCAAACUCGGGGAGGACGGGAAGGUGGCGCUGCGAAACGUUCGUCGGGACGCGAUGAAGGCGUAUGAAAAAUUGGAGAAGGACAACGCGUUGGGUGAGGAUGAGAUUGCGAAAUUGAAAAAGUCGAUGGAGGACCUCACGAGCGCGUACGUGAAAAAAGUGGACGAGGCCACCGCGGCGAAAUCCGCCGAGCUCUCCAAGGUUUAG
Molecule: messenger RNA, 711 nt
Organism: Ostreococcus tauri
Lineage: Eukaryota; Viridiplantae; Chlorophyta; Mamiellophyceae; Mamiellales; Bathycoccaceae
Product: Ribosome recycling factor
Exons: 1
Coding region: 1-711 (236 amino acids)
Biological process (GO): translation
Molecular function (GO): ribosomal large subunit binding
Source: RefSeq, a predicted model, not a curated record